AUGACAGAGGCGGCUAGAAAAAAUAGUCCUCAGUGUCUCCAUCGAGGAGACAUAAACACAGUCCGGCUGCUGGUCUCGUCGGGUGCAGAGUUAGACCAGCCAUCCGCGACGGGGCAGACGCCGCUGCAUCUGGCUGUUCUAGGCAGCCAUACCGCUAUAGUGGAGUAUCUGCUCGACUGGGGCGCUGACUUUGAGGCUCGCGACCUGAACGGGCUGCGGGUAGAGCACUACGCUGUAGACUCCUGUAACCUAGAGACCUUGCGGCUGGUGCUGGCUCGUGGCGGCGACCUGGCUACCACAGACAACAACGGAUGGACGCCUUUGUUUCGAGCGCUGUGCCAAGGAGCCAAGUCUGAAAUCAUAGAGGAACUAGUGCAGCGCGGGAGCGACGUGGAAAUACGCGACCACGCCGGCCUGCCGCUCACCUCUGUUGCCAGGCUUUUGAAGAACAGACACGGCCGCAGCCGGGACUCGGUCCUGCGGCUGGUGGACUCGCAGUACCCGCACGAGAAGGCGCUCGCCAACUUCACGCGCCUCACCAAGAAGAUCUACAACGUGCACACGCUUCUCAAGUGA
Molecule: messenger RNA, 576 nt
Organism: Ostrinia nubilalis (European corn borer)
Lineage: Eukaryota; Metazoa; Arthropoda; Insecta; Lepidoptera; Crambidae
Product: serine/threonine-protein phosphatase 6 regulatory ankyrin repeat subunit A-like
Exons: 5
Coding region: 1-576 (191 amino acids)
Molecular function (GO): protein binding
Source: RefSeq, a predicted model, not a curated record